Gastrolobium bilobum is the source of this 2535-nucleotide messenger RNA. RefSeq names its product dof zinc finger protein DOF5.4. The record is from RefSeq and is a predicted model, not a curated record. Gene Ontology annotation, molecular function: DNA-binding transcription factor activity; DNA binding. The coding region runs from base 242 to 1207 and encodes 321 amino acids. NCBI's taxonomy places the organism in Eukaryota, Viridiplantae, Streptophyta, Magnoliopsida, Fabales, Fabaceae. The transcript has a single exon. Gene Ontology annotation, biological process: regulation of DNA-templated transcription.
AACGGAGGAUAGAGUACAUUGGAGGGAUAUUUGUCAGUCAGACUCAGAAUCCCCUUUGGAACUUCCUCCUAUUACUUCUUCUCCAUACACCCACUUAACACACUGACACACAUACACACACACUCUCUCUAUACACACACCCCCAGGUGAUCUCAUCUCAUCUUAUUAUUCAUAUUAUUCAUCACACAACAAAACUAAAAACCUCAUUUCUCAAAUUUACGAGUUGGAGGCCCUCGGCGAAAUGCAGGAAAUACAUUCCAUCGGAGGAGGCCGGUUCUUCGGCGGCGGAAGCGGCGGCGGAGGAGACAGGAGGCUCAGACCUCACCACCACAACCACCAGCAGAAUCACCAGGCUUUGAAGUGUCCACGCUGUGAUUCACUCAACACCAAGUUCUGUUACUACAACAACUACAACCUCUCACAGCCUCGCCACUUUUGCAAAAACUGCCGUCGAUACUGGACCAAGGGCGGCGUCCUCCGCAACGUCCCCGUCGGUGGCGGUUGUCGCAAAUCAAAGCGCUCUAAUAAGCCCAAGAACAACUCAUCCUCCUCCUCCGAAGCCGCCGCUGCGCCAACCACAUCGGUGCAGCCGCCGGAGCAGGAGAACAAGUCGAACUCUCAUUCCAGCAGUGAGAGUUCCAGCCUCACCGCCGCCAACACCAUCGCCGCGGCAACGGAGGCUGUGUCGGCGCCGACUUUAAACUCCGAUUCAAACAACAACGUGUUGAUCACAUCAAACCCUGGUUUUGAGACUGGUGCGUUGGAACAGGGAGCAGGGGACUGCGGUAUUUUCUCUGAGAUUGGAACCUUCACGAACUUGAUCACUUCGUCCAACGAGGCAUUGGCGUUUGGAUUCGGUAACAGUACUAUGCCAGAUGCGUCGUCGUUUCAGUGGCAGCACCAGAAGGUGAUGACCAUGAGCGGUGAUCAUAAUCUUCUUCAUCAUCAUCAUCAUCAUCAUCAUCAUGAAGAGGAAUUGAAGCUUCCGGAGAAUCUCGGUGCUGGUUCCUUGCUUGAUCAUAGUACUCUUCCGGUUGAUUUGUCGGUGCUGCAAAAUAAAACCGGUCACGGAGGAUUUGGACCGUUGGAUUGGCAAGGUGGUGCUGAUCAAGGUUUGUUUGAUCUUUCUAACACCGUUGAUCAGCCUUACUGGUCUCACACUCACUGGGCUGAUCAGGACAGUUCUACUCUCUUUCAUCUUCCUUGAAAAUGGCUCUCACUUUUUUUUUUCUUUUUUACCCCUUUUUUAUUUAUUAUAAAAUUUAACCUGAUAAAGAGCAAAGAAAGUUUGAAAUCAAAACCAAAGUAAAGAAUUUGAAAGAGAAGGAAGGAAGGAUAUCGUAUAAUUAAUUAAUCACUGAGUUGUAUAUUGUUUUUUUUUUUUUUUUUUUUUGUAUUUAUAAAUUUGGGAGGUGAUGAGCUUGAUUUUAAUUGGGUGAUGUGCAUGCACAACUAACUUCCAUGUUAGUUUCUCUAUCUGAUUUUUCUUUUUCUUUUAUUUUCGGUUUUCGUGUUUUAUAAUAUAUAUGUAUGUGGAAUUGGAUUGAUUAGAGAAACAGAAAAUAUAGCAGCUGUGUUUUAUUAAUAUCGAUCGUCGGUAAUUAUUAAUUUGGUUGGUCGGUUUAGGUUUGCAAUCUUAUUCUGGUUUGUUUUUGAGAUGCUAAUCCUUCCAUACUGUUUUAAUUAGCGGAUACGAUUAUGGCAGCGCUUUAAUUAAUCAUAAAUAAAGGAACCAUGAAGCUGAUGUAGGGAUAUUAAUAUAUAUUAUAAUUAGGAGCUUGUUUAAGUUUGUUUGGACGAGGAAGAAGACAUUAUUGCUUAGAUGAUAAAUUGUAAACUCUAUCUCCUUUUUCAUUCAAGUUAUUAGUAUUAUCUAAUUUAUGCGGGUCUUGUCUGAUGUGUGGAUUUUAUUUAUAAGAUUUCACAUAAUCAGAAGACAAUUAUAAGUAAGAAAUUUCGGAGGGAGAGGGCAUGUUGAGGAGUGGGGCUUACAUGAUAGUGACCUGUUGCAUGCGCGAUGAUGAGUCCGCGUGAGAGGAAGGUUGUGAAUACGAAGGGGAGACACGUGGGUUUGGGGGACAAAGACAAGAAUGUGAUGUGAGGAGUCGGUUAGGUCGUGUUUUAUUGUGGUGGCUUAUUUUGGUCCUUUCCUAGUGACUUGGCCAAGUCUCAUUAGUAGCCAAUUCCAGAGCUGAAGGCCAAGCAAACUAAUUAAUAAUCAGGACGGCGUGGUGUUGAAGAUUUAGUUAGAUAGGGUGCAUAGAUAGUGGAGUAUCAACUCAACUACCAUUAUGUAAUGUGCAUGGAGAGGGUGAUGAUUGCUCUGGCUCCGUGGGUCUUGGUCACGAAUCAUGGAUCUGGUGAGAAUGAUGUUGGUGGUGGUUUGGAUAUUGAUGAUGCAGGUGGGUGGGUCCCUUAACUCUUGGUGUGCUAGUGUGAGCAUGAUGCCGAUUGCCUCAUUUCAAACAGAGCAAGCCAAUAAUCACUCCAUUACCACGGUACAUGUUGAUUUCCACCGACGCGGAUUCAUGUUCA